GGUGACCUUUCCAAUGUGUGAAUCGACUGCCACUAGUUACCAGAGGAGUAAAUACCAAAAACCUACAACUACAACCCAUAGAAAAAAAUCUGCACCAACCAUAUUUGAUGUACCAGGACUGCCAAAUGGCCACCAGAAGAGAACGUGCAUAUCAAGUGUUUUUCAAGAAUAUUGCAAGAAAAUUGUGAACUCAAGACCAACCAGAAUCACCAAAAGUUGUGUACUCAAGACCAACCAGGAGAAAAAUUAUACAACCAGGAUCAUAAGAAGUUAUAUACUCAAGACAAACCAGAAAAACAAUUGGACGACAUGUAUAAAAUGCAGAUGA
Messenger RNA from Ctenocephalides felis (cat flea), 328 nucleotides. RefSeq lists its product as uncharacterized. Bases 14 to 328 code for a protein of 104 amino acids. The transcript has 3 exons. The record is from RefSeq and is a predicted model, not a curated record. Lineage: Eukaryota; Metazoa; Arthropoda; Insecta; Siphonaptera; Pulicidae.